CUUAUAGUUAAUGAUCAUUUUUGGGUUUUGGGAGACACAAGCUAUAAUUGUUUUUUCCAGCUCCACUAAUCCCUUCAAAACACUUUCGCAUCGUUGAAUUGCAUCAUAGUCUUCAUUUUGUUUAUCCCAUUACUAUUCUUGUUCUUUGUGACGGUUGAUGAGUUAACCACCUUCCCUGUUGGAGCUGUAUCAAGUUCCAAGAACAUGGGGUUCGAUGAAAACAAAGAAACUGGCGAGCACAGCGAGGCAAAAGAUCAUGAAAACGAAACUCAUAAAAAUGAAGGUGAGCCCGUUAGCAGGCAAGUGAGUGAGGCUUCGAUCUAUGGAACCGAAGAAGAGGAAGAGGAAGGAUCCAAGAUUCAAUUGGGUCCUCAGUGCACUCUUAAAGAACACCUCGAGAAAGAUAAGGAUGAUGAAAGUUUAAGGAGAUGGAAGGAACAACUCCUCGGAAGUGUAGAUGUGAACAAUGUUGCAGAAAUUUUGGACCCUGAAGUGAAAAUUUCUAGCUUGUCUAUUGUCUCUCCUGAUAGAGAUGACAUUGUUCUUCCCAUUCCUGAAGAUGGGAAUCCAAAGGGUUUAUGGUUCACUCUAAAGGAAGGUAGUCAAUAUCGAUUGAAAUUCACCUUUCAGGUGAACAAUAAUAUCGUGUCUGGCUUAAAAUACACCAACACUGUUUGGAAGACUGGUGUGAAGGUGGAUAGCACAAAGGAGAUGCUUGGAACUUUCAGCCCUCAACAAGAGCCUUACACACAUGAGAUGCCUGAAGAAACCACACCCUCUGGACUAUUUGCAAGAGGAUCAUAUUCUGCAAAAUCAAAGUUUCUUGAUGAUGACAACAAAUGCUACUUGGAGAUCAACUAUACUUUUGAUAUUAGGAAGGAAUGGGCUUGAACAUGAUGCCAAUCUGCCCAGGUUGCUUCUGCAAUAGUGACUCUUCUGCAUUUAGUCAAAUAUAUUCUUAUUUUUAUCCUAUUGACUUAAGAAAUUCAUAUAUAUGUUGUAGUUGCUGAAUUCUUGUUUGUACUAAAAUAUUCUUUUGUAUUGACUUAAAGAGACAAAGACAAAGAGCAUUCUUUUUUGUAACUUUCCCAAUAAAC
Messenger RNA from Vigna unguiculata (cowpea), 1097 nucleotides. It is a transcript of the gene SCN1, whose product is annotated as Immunoglobulin E-set superfamily protein. The record is from RefSeq and is a predicted model, not a curated record. Gene Ontology annotation, molecular function: protein binding; Rho GDP-dissociation inhibitor activity. Gene Ontology annotation, biological process: Rho protein signal transduction. NCBI's taxonomy places the organism in Eukaryota, Viridiplantae, Streptophyta, Magnoliopsida, Fabales, Fabaceae. Gene Ontology annotation, cellular component: cytoplasm; membrane; cytosol.